This is a messenger RNA of Entelurus aequoreus (snake pipefish), 4442 nucleotides long. It is a transcript of the gene man2c1, whose product is annotated as mannosidase, alpha, class 2C, member 1. Lineage: Eukaryota; Metazoa; Chordata; Actinopteri; Syngnathiformes; Syngnathidae. Bases 248 to 3349 code for a protein of 1033 amino acids. The record is from RefSeq and is a predicted model, not a curated record. Gene Ontology annotation, molecular function: alpha-mannosidase activity; carbohydrate binding. The transcript has 26 exons. Gene Ontology annotation, biological process: mannose metabolic process; oligosaccharide catabolic process.
AGCACAAGAAACAAAAUAAUAAUAAUACUGCAGGGAGCGCUAAUGCACCAAAUGAUGGAGGCCAACCGCCGUUAAACACAAAAAAGAAGAUAAAGACAUUAAUCUAUUUCUACUUCCGGGUAUCUGUGUCUACUUCCGGGUAUGUGUUUCUACUUCCGGGUACGGAGUGAGUCAAUAUUGUUGUCGUUUCUAACUUUACUUUUCAUUUUUGCACCGGCAAACAUUUGCCAACGUUGCUUUUUUUGCUAUGUAUCACCAACCUGUGUUGAAGAACAGGCGGACACUUUUGGAGAGAGCCGAGAAGUUCAUUUCUGAUGCUUACUUCACAGACUGCAACCUGCGAGGACGGCUGUAUGGAGAAUCUUACCCACUGGAAUCCCUCAGCCAAUUUAUGUCUCCUAAACGGAUAACAUUGAUGGAAGCUCAAACACAGAGUUUUACACCUUACAAUGUAGGCGAUACCUUUGGACCAACGUGGUGGACUUGUUGGUUUAAAGCAACCCUGAACAUUCCAGAAUGCUGGAGAGGUAAGGAGGUUCAUGUUCUGUGGGAAAGUGAUGGAGAGGCGAUGGUUUGGAGGGAUGGACAAGCAGUUCAGGGUUUGACUAAAGAAGGUGAAAAGACGAGUUACAUUUUGUCUGACUGCCUCACAGACAAAGAACCGCACAGUGUUACCAUCUAUGUGGAGAUGGCCUGUAAUGGACUCUUUGGAGCCGGUAACGGGUCAAUGAUCGCACCUCCAGACCCAAACAGGAAGUUUUCUGUGCAAAAAGCAGAGCUUGUGAUCUUCAACCGGGAAGUCAGGGAGCUGAUGACUGAUUUUGAGAUGCUGAUUGACAUUGUCAAGGAACUUGGCGAGGGCGAGCAGCGAAGCUACCAGGCUCUGUUCACCGUCAAUGAGAUGGUGAACGUGAGCGACCCCACUGACCCCAGCUCUUUCUCUGGAGCACGCAGUUUGGCUCAGAAGUUUUUCAGCCAACAUAACGGACAAAGCCAGCACACUGUCCACGCCAUGGGCCACUGCCACAUUGACUCAGCUUGGCUGUGGCCUUAUGAAGAAACUAUUCGUAAGUGUGCCAGGAGUUGGGUGACGGUGAUCCAUCUCAUGAAAAAGAACCCAGAUUUUGUGUUUACAUGUUCUCAGGCCCAGCAGUUUGAGUGGGUUAAGUGCUGGUACCCAGGACUCUUCUCAGAGGUUCAGCAAUACAUUAAGGCUGGCCGGUUCAUUCCAGUCGGAGGGACGUGGGUGGAGAUGGAUGGUAAUCUACCCUCAGGAGAGUCCAUGGUCAGGCAGUUCCUGGAGGGACAGCUUUUUUUUGAGCAAGAGUUUGGGAUGAGGUGUAAAGAAUUCUGGCUUCCAGAUACCUUUGGAUACUCGGCCCAACUCCCUCAGAUAAUGCAGGGCUGCGGAAUUUCCAAUUUCUUAACACAGAAACUAAGUUGGAACCUCGUGAACACCUUCCCUCAUAACACAUUUUUUUGGGAAGGCCUCGACGGCUCCAAGGUCUUGACUCACUUUCCACCUGGCAAUUCCUAUGAAACCAAAGGCAAGGUUGAAGACCUUGUAAAAACUGUAAAGCAAAACAAAGACAAGGGCAGGGCAAACCACAGUGUCAUGUUGUUUGGCUUUGGUGACGGUGGUGGUGGUCCCACGCAGUUGAUGCUGGACAGACUGAAGCGGGUCCAGGACACAGAUGGCCUUCCUAAGAUUCGAAUGUCCUCUCCUGACACGUUUUUCUCUCAGCUUUGGGCUGACUCACAUCUGCUGUGCACUUGGGCAGGGGAGCUGUUCCUGGAGUUGCACAACGGCACGUACACCACACAGGCACAGAUCAAGCGGGGAAACCGCCAGUGUGAGACACUCCUGCAUGACAUUGAGAUAGCCAGCAGCUUGGCACUGUGUCAGGACACAACUUUUCAGUAUCCCGUAGGGAGGCUGAGAGAACUCUGGAGGCUUCUGCUACUAAACCAGUUCCAUGAUGUAAUCCCAGGCAGCUGUAUAGAGAUGGUUGUAGAGGAUGCACUGAGAUAUUAUGAAGAUAUUCGUAGGAGAGGAGCCGCACUCCUGCAAGAUAGCCUUAGUGCUCUGGUGUCAAAGGGCGAUGCCACAGGUGUCUUCAACUCUCUGUCCUGGGAGCGCUUUGAAGUUAUUCAGAUUCAAGAUGGCCCCAGCAAUGAGUUGGCUCUGGUGCAAGUUCCCAGUAUUGGUGUGAAUUUAAUUCAAGAAACAAAGCCUGCGACUCCAGUUUGUGUUACUGUUCAGGAGGACGGCAGUGUCCUCAUGGAAAACGGCAUCAUACGUACUGUUGUGAAGAAAGAUGGCACAAUGGCAUCACUGCAUUUGAUCUCUGCAAACAGGGAAGCCCUUUCGGUUGGCUGCUGUGGUAACCAGUUUGUCAUGUUUGAUGACGUACCUAUGUACUGGGAUGCAUGGGAUGUCAUGGACUACCAUCUUCAGACAAGGAGGCCUGUGGUGGAAGUGGUGCAGCCUGCUCAUGUGCUCUCUUCGCAUGAACUCAGAGGAAGUGUCAGCUUCACGCUGAGGAUCAGCGACAAAAGUACAGUCACACAGGAGAUUGUGAUGGACGCCAUGUGUCCUUACAUUAAGUUCAACACGCAGGUGAACUGGGCCGAGUCACACAAGUUUCUUAAGGUUGAAUUCCCAGUGCGAGUGCACAGUCCCAACGCAACGUAUGAGAUUCAGUUUGGUCAUCUGCAGAGACCUACACACAGGAACACAUCGUGGGACUGGGCCAGGUUUGAAGUGUGGGGUCAUAAAUGGGCCGAUUUGUCAGAGCACAAUUUUGGAGUGGCACUGCUCAAUGACUGCAAGUACGGGUAUUCGGUCUUCAAGAACACAAUGACGCUCUCGCUGUUGAGGGCACCAAAGGCUCCAGAUGCCAACGCUGAUAUGGGAUGUCACCACUUCACCUAUGCCAUCAUGCCACACGCAGGGACCUUCCAAGAUGCCGCAGUCAUCCAGUGUGCGUACAACCUCAAUUUCCCUUUAAGGUUAACCCCGUGUUCCUCUGACUUGGCGCUCUGGAGCGCCUUUUCCAUCAGCCCUGCAGCCGUCAUCCUAGAGACUGUUAAACAGGCGGAAGGCAGGAAGGGAGCCCUCGUUGUCAGAAUGUACGAGGCUUACGGCGGAGGUGUGACCGCAACCCUCCACACGACUCUUCCAAUCAGGGAGGCCUGGCAUUGUGAUCUUUUAGAGCAAACAGACACGACUCAGCCAGCAUGUGUGACUGCAGAUGGGAUCAUUCUCCACUUCACUCCAUUCCAAGUUAGAUCGCUGCUGCUUAUAUUUGAAACAGCAAGUCAUCAGGUAAAGAGUGGAACCUCUUAAGGUAUUUUUUAGGGAAGGUUUGCCUUAAGUUGCACAAAUUGUCCUCAAGUGACAUAAUUUAAUUUAAAUGUACAUGUGGGUUUUUUUUUGUGAUGUCACAAUAGAAGAAUACUGAUAACACACGUCGGUGUGUAGUAGUAGUUUUUAGUGUCUUAUGCAAAUUAGCCAUGUUAGUCAUUGUAGGAGCAAGAUCAUGUGUGUAUGUCACGUGGUGUUUGUGGAUGUGUACACGAGGAACAGAAGCAUGUGUCACGUGACAUAGGUGGCCGUCACCAUAAAGAAGCUUUUUUUUUUUUACCUGUACUCAAGAGGGAGAGAGGAAAGAGUGGAGCUCGGUAGCCAUCAUUUCUGUUCACUGCUUGAUUAGAGGCUUUGUCAAGCUUACCGUAUUUUUCAGAGUAUAAGUCGCUCCAGAGUAUAAGUCGCACCGGCCGAAAAUGCAUAACAAAGAAGGAAAAAAAAACAUAUAUAAGUCACAUUUUUUGGGGAAAUGUAUUUGAUAAAAGCCAACACCAAGAAUAGACAUUUGAAAGGCAAUUUAAAAUAAAUAAAGAAUAGUGAACAACAGGCUGAAUAAGUGUACGUUAUAUGAGGCAUAAAUAACCAACUGAGAACGUGCCUGGUAUGUUAACGUAACGUAUUAUGGUAAGAGUCAUUCAAAUAACUAUAACAUAUAGAACAUGCUAUACAUUUACCAAACAAUCUGUCACUCCGAAUCGCUAAAUCCCAUGAAAUCUUAUACGUCUAGUCCAGGGGUCGCCAACCUUUACCACUCAAAGAGCCAUUUUGACCAGUUUCACAAAUUAAAGAUAACAAUGGGAGCCACAAAAGUCUUUUGAAAUUUAAAAUGAAAUAACACUGCAUACAAAGGUUUUUUUUUGCUUUAUGCUAUGUAUAAACCAGGGGUUUCAAACAUGCAGCCCGCAUCUUAAUAUGAAAAUGUAAUGUUAGUGCGGACCACGAGUUUUAUAUGAAUGGCGCUUGACAGCGUCAUACUUGCCAACCCUCCCGAUUUUACCGGGAGAUCCCCGAAAUUUAAGUCCACUUUACUCUCGAAUGUCUGCUGAUUAUCACCCAAACAACAAUAAUAACA